This is a messenger RNA of Diprion similis, 2155 nucleotides long. RefSeq names its product 60S ribosomal protein L7 (gene RpL7). Gene Ontology annotation, cellular component: cytosolic large ribosomal subunit. NCBI's taxonomy places the organism in Eukaryota, Metazoa, Arthropoda, Insecta, Hymenoptera, Diprionidae. The transcript has 10 exons. The record is from RefSeq and is a predicted model, not a curated record. Gene Ontology annotation, biological process: maturation of LSU-rRNA from tricistronic rRNA transcript (SSU-rRNA, 5.8S rRNA, LSU-rRNA). Gene Ontology annotation, molecular function: structural constituent of ribosome; RNA binding. Bases 93 to 1541 code for a protein of 482 amino acids.
GAGAACAGUGUGAAUAACCAACUGUAGUCGGUUCACGCUUCUAUCAUAACCAACGCAAACGCAGCCUCAAGACUUCUUUUCCAACCGCAAUAAUGGCGGACGCGCAAAAGAAACCUGCUGCCCCGGCAAAGAAAUUACCGGCAGUACCAGAAUCGGUACUUAAAAGAAGGAAGCGCCGUGACACCGCCAAGGCUGCUCGUCUUCAGGUGUCCAUUAAGCGUCGUGCAGAUCACUACAAAAAAAGGAAAGAAAUUUUCAAAAGGGCGGAGCAAUAUGUUAAGGAAUAUAGAGCAAAGGAAAGGGAUGAGAUCAGGCUCAUGAGACAAGCAAAGAACCGCGGGAACUAUUACAUUCCUGGCGAGGCCCGUCUUGCGUUUGUUAUCCGAAUUCGUGGUGUGAACCAAGUUGCUCCAAAAGUACGAAAAGUUUUGCAGCUGUUCCGCCUUAAACAAAUCAACAAUGGUGUCUUCAUCAAGCUGAACAAGGCUACUAUUAAUAUGCUGCGUAUUGUUGAGCCGUACAUCACUUGGGGGUACCCAAAUCUGAAAUCUGUUCGUGAAUUAAUCUACAAACGAGGGUUUGCAAAGAUAAACAAGCAGCGCAUUCCCAUCACGAGCAACGCCAUUAUUGAACAGAAACUCAGCCGUUCGGAUAUCAUCUGUACUGAGGAUUUGAUCCAUGAAAUCUUUACUGUUGGAGCCAAGUUCAAAUUCGCCAGCAACUUCUUGUGGCCCUUCAAGCUGAACACCCCGACUGGCGGAUGGCGCAAGAAGACUAACCAUUACGUUGAGGGUGGUGACUUUGGAAACCGUGAGGACAAAAUCAAUGAACUACUCAGGAGAUCGGAAGCGCGGAGCGGAGUGAAAGAUCGCUGGCGGAUGCUGUACUAUCAGAUUCGUGUAUCGCAACAGAAUAAUCAAAAGAGGACUACGGCUCGGACGGGUUGCGGAAAGUACAAACUUGGAACGCUUGAAAUGGGUAGCCUUAAUCCAAUGAAAUGGAAGAUCCGAACAUUUGCCUCCAUAGUUGCAACGCUUUUCACCAUCUACGUUUUAUUCAUUUUUAAGAAAACUCAUCACGUAUCUUUCGAUGCUAUUAUCAAAGAUACAAAACCCGAUGUGGUGUGGGAAUUUGUUGCAGACUUUAGCAAUAUGCAGAAAUUAAAUCCUACGAUAGAAGAUUUCGUAAUUGUUGCUGAAAGUGGAAAUUAUGAGCAUUGGAAGUAUUCAGCGAAGUAUAUGGAACAUUUAAGUCAUCUGCCGAUGAUCCGAAACCAAGCACUAGGGCACUUUGCUGUUAUACCAGGCGUUGGUAAUUUUAUCAUAAGUUCUGAGCAUCGCACUUGUUUUCUUGGAAACUGGGGUUGCUUGGACUCUAUAUCGGAAUUCAAAUUCCUCGGCGAUGGACAGAAUACCAAAUGCGUUGAAACUGUUCAAUAUGAAUGUCCAAUAGCCUUAUCGAUCCUGUGCCAUAAGGAAGUUAUGUAUCAACGCCAACAGAUUAUGGAGAACUUGAAACUCCAUUUUUCAACUACCAAAUAGUUUUGCUUCCACUCAGUUUCACGCCAAUGAAAAUGAGGCGUUUCCUUUUAUACUACAACGUGAUUAAAUUACUAACUACAUACAACUAAUAAUAAGGUUCAAAUCCACUAAAUAUCAAUUUUAUGAAUUUAAUUUUAAACCAAUGCUACACUAAUCUAAGAAUCUUAGAGCGUCGUAAUUGAUGUUGUCUGAGAAAAUAUAUUAUAUCUUCAGUCAAUAGAAUUGAGAUUGGUGCUUCGAAUGAAUUGCAAGGGAAAAGCAUUGACUAGAUUUUCGCUCUUCGAUAAUUUGCUAAGAAUCAAAUAAGCGAGAUUUCCACGUCAAUUAAAUUAAAACGAAUGUUUAUGUGCCUAUAAAAUUGUGUAGAAUCUUGAAGUAGGAAAUUCAAAUGAAUUUUUCACAUCUUGGUUUACGGUUAAUUCAGGAGACUGCAACGACAAAAAGUUUUCUUUUUACUUUUCAAAGUGCCUUAUUCGUAUUUCGUAUAGUGCAAAUCAGUAAUAAUAGAUGAUUCCUAAUUACGCAAGAGUAGUAAAAUGUGUGUAUGUACUUACUGUAUUUUCGUCAAUCUACAUUUAACAUGUACGGAAUAUAUAUUUUAUGUAUUUUUAUAA